AUGUUGCUGUUGCUGCUAUUAUCACCUUUUUUCAUAUCCUCUGCACCUUUCAACAAUGCCCAACCUCAAUCUCUUGUUGCUGUUGUAUUUCCAACAAAUGGUGAUCCAUCUCCAAAUCCAGUUCCUGUUGUAACAGCAAAUGGUGACCCAUCUCCAAAUCUAGUCCCUGUUGUAUAUCCAUUAAAUGGUGGUCCAGCUCCAUCCCCACCUCCACCUCCAACUCCAUCUCCACAUCAUCCUCCACCUCCAUCUUCUGCUGUUGUUGUUGCUUUAUUUGCAUCUCCAUCUCCUACUGUUGUUCUUGCUCCAUUUCUAUCUCCAUUUUCACCAUUAAAUUCUUCUCAAAAGAAAUCAAGGCAACUCAUAAUAAUCAUAUUUGGGUCCAGUCUCGGAGCUUUAUCUUUUGUGGUGGCCUUUUGCUUUUACCUUUAUAGAAAAAAGGGAGAAUCCAAGGAACUUGAUGAGUUCUAUGUUGAUCAAGUACUAAGGAUGCCUACCAGAUUCUCUUACAAAGACUUGAGAGCCAUGACAUGCAAUUUCAACGAUGAGCUCGGGGAAAGGAGGAUUUGGGUCAGUGUUUCAAGGGAAAUUAAGUGA
Messenger RNA from Camellia sinensis, 597 nucleotides. The record is from RefSeq and is a predicted model, not a curated record. Lineage: Eukaryota; Viridiplantae; Streptophyta; Magnoliopsida; Ericales; Theaceae.